Molecule: messenger RNA, 4409 nt
Organism: Pimephales promelas (fathead minnow)
Lineage: Eukaryota; Metazoa; Chordata; Actinopteri; Cypriniformes; Leuciscidae
Gene: foxo6b
Product: forkhead box O6 b
Biological process (GO): regulation of transcription by RNA polymerase II
Cellular component (GO): nucleus
Molecular function (GO): DNA-binding transcription factor activity, RNA polymerase II-specific; RNA polymerase II cis-regulatory region sequence-specific DNA binding
Source: RefSeq, a predicted model, not a curated record
CCAAUUAUCUGAUAGCAGCAUUUAUCCGCCGCUACAGCCCCGUCUAGUCAUCCGAAAACAGGCGUGAACCGAUGUGGAAGGAAUGCUCGUCUGAAUGUUGUAUCUAACGAAAAGGAAAGAAAAAAGAAAACGUGUGGAGAAAUUUGUUAUCGCGGCUGAAUUGUGGCGCUCCAUCCACGCGACGCGACCCUAUUUUUAGGGCGCUCUCGCCGUGUCUACUAUCAGUAAUAGUGACUGCGCUCGCGUGAGAGACCGCUCACAAAUCUGCAGAGAGAGAGAGAGAAAAGGGGGACGGGAGAGCUCCAGACAAACGGAAACUGUGGCCAGACUCCAGAGGAAGUCAAUUGAUUUCGCCCUUCUUGAUGAGAUAGAUUUACAAGCUUUGCCCAGCGUGUCUGUCAGACCGUCUGUCAAAGCAAUCAACAGUUGGUGCGAGCGCGCGCGCGAUUAAAGGGACUUUGCAUGCACGAGACGCUUCAGUGAUGGGUGUGUGAUUUCAGCACCUCAGUCAUAUGGACACCCGCUUGCGUGUGACUGAAUCGUUCAGUAAUAUGGAAGACAGAUUGUUGCAUAUCGUGAUGCAUUGGAUGCUUUUGCGUGUUUAGUACAUUACAGCAGACAAGAAUGAGCAGUCUAUUCGCGGCUCCCGGUGCUUUUGCUUUUGUUCACGUAUUGCAUUUCGUGUGAGAGAAAAAAGAAAAGACUACAGACAGAGAGAUCACACACAGUCCAUCUUUACUGGAUUUAAGGGUGCAUUGUUGUUUUCCCUUGACCUUGCCUUUCGAGGCGCGCAAGAAGCAUGUUAAUGAUGGAGAGCAGCGGGAUAGACGCGCAUCAGGUUGAACUGGACGCCGACUAUGAGCCGCACUGCCGCCCGAGGUCGUGCACCUGGCCACUGCCGUGUCCGGAGGAGGAGAGCCGAGCGCUGCCGGUGAAAGUGGAGCCGCGCAACGUGCCGGCGUGCCGGAGCGGAGGGGCGCCGACGGAGUUCAAGCAUCCAGCCGGCGCCCCUGCCCCAAUCGCGGCCGCCCCUGCGUGCAUGUCCGGCGCCGCGCUGGAUGUGGCCGGCCAGCUGCGCAAAUCCAAGUCGUCGCGACGGAACGCAUGGGGCAACCAGUCAUACGCGGAUCUGAUCACGCGUGCCAUUGAGAGCACCCCCGAGAAAAGGCUCACCUUAUCGCAAAUCUAUGACUGGAUGGUGCGAUUUGUGCCCUAUUUCAAGGAUAAAGGAGACAGCAAUAGCUCAGCCGGCUGGAAGAACUCCAUCAGACACAACCUCUCCCUACACACUCGCUUCAUCCGUGUUCAAAAUGAGGGAACGGGAAAGAGUUCCUGGUGGAUGCUUAACCCAGAGGGUGGAAAAAUGGGCAAAGGACCCCGCAGACGAGCUGUUUCCAUGGACAACGGGACUAAGUACCUGAAGAGCCGAGGCCGAGUCAGCAAGAAGAGAGCGGGAGCUGUGGGAAUGGGCAGAGAGCUCGCAGGACCUGGAAUACAAGGGUCGCCGGAACAUGGAAGCCCAGCGGGUAAGGGAGUAAUGGGAGUUGGGGGUGAAGAGUUUGACGCCUGGACGGACCUCCACUCCAGAACAAGUUCUUCUGCUUCGACAUUAAGCGGAUGCCUGUCUCCUAUUCUGGCUGAGACAGAACCCGACGAGCCAGAGGAAGGAGGACUGUCCUGCUCUGCCUCGCCACGACUCUACCCUAGCCCGACCAGCACAAGAUCUCCAGCCCUGGGAACGGGCGGGCAUUGUCCAUCCGUCGAGCUCCCGCACCUAGCCGAUCUAACCGGAGCCAUCAGCUUGGACGAGGGCUACUCUCAGCCUCUGCCGCUUAAGCGAAACGGCUAUCACUAUGGCCCUGGACCAAAAGGAGAGACCUCCUACUGUGGAACAGUCUAUGGCCAACCAUCCAUGGGCAUGCUUAGGCAUCACACGCCUAUGCAGACGAUUCAGGAAAACAAGCCUACCAGCUUCCAGCGUGCCCUCAGGGCAUACUCGGAGAACAAUGCCCUUGAAAGUCUCCUCGCUGGAGGGCCACAAUACUGUGGUAAGGACAUGGUUGUGGGGCAAGGAGGAGCACUUAUGUCACAAUCUAACAGUGCCGUGCACUCUCACGGCCACAAUCACAAUCAUAAUUCGGAGCAUGGGCACAAUCGCAAUUCCACCCAAAGCCUACACAAUAGCCACGGAGUAACUCACGAGCAAAACCCGAGCCAUCAUCACAAUCCCAAUCAAGCUCAUAAUAAGCAUCACCCAGGUCUUGACUACAAUCCCCACAAACACCACCGCGGCCACGACUAUGUUCAAUCUCAUGAGCACAAACUCAAUGCUAGUCCCAAUCCCAAUCCCAACCACAUGCACAAUCACCUGCAACACAGCAACUCCAGACAACCAGAGCUUUCCCCCAGGGUGAGCAAUGACAUGUUGCAACCCUACAACCACAAAUCGCCUAGCCUUUACGGGUCACGCGCUCACCUCCCUUCCACGUCCCUACCGCCUAACCCCGCCAGUGUCUUGGAUGUACCCCAAGAUCCCUGUCGCUUGGCUUCAGCCCCCCAUCCUCGCCAUCAGUCCUACCCAGGUUCCCACCUCCAUCAGGGCAUGACGGAACCCUGGCAGGGGUAUUACCACCACACUUCACAGAAUCCUAAUUACCAUGGAAACCAGCACGCUAACCAUCACCAGGAUCCUCACAACCGGUUGCAGUCUGAGCUGGAAAUGGAUGUGCACCACAGCAGUCUGGAUUGCGAUGUUGAAUCCAUCCUCCUGAAUGACUUCAUGGACUCGACAGAGGGCAUGGACUUUAACUUUGAUGGCUCGCUAUCACAGGGCGUUGGCAUGGGAAUGGGUUUGGGGAUGGGGAUGGGAAUGGGGGUUUUUGCCGGACCUCAGCAAUCACACAACAGCCAGAGUUGGGUGCCUGGGUGAACAUUGAGAACUUUAGGCAAACAUUCAACCGUACAGCCUUCUGAAGGGCAGCAGGUCAAGUUGGGAGCUCAAAUGGACAAAUUGACCGAGAUACCCUUUUGGUGAUGUCAGAUUCUGGAAUUAUCCCCCCCACACCCCCUUCAAUUCCAUUUAUCCCGCUGUGGAGUAAUGUCAUAGCACCCUAACAGUCCUUUCUGUGGUUCAUGUCCUUCAGUUUGUGCUCAAUCCAUCACUUUGAAGCACUUUACAUCGCCAUCCAUUCCAAUGCUGUAACGACCACCCCGCGACCUGGGAGGAAUCACAUUGUCCGCUGGCCUGGGUUUAAUGUAUGCAAACGACUUUGUUAUCCUUCCCGAACAAAAAAGUAAAUAAAUAAUUAAGCGUCCGUGUUGUUUUACUAAACAUGAGUGCAGGAUUGAGCAGUUGCUAUAGCUGUCUGAGUGUCUGUGCUGUCAUUUGUGCAUUCGUCAAUGUGUGCGUGUGAGUGUGGAGCAGCUUUGCAUUGGUAAACGUACGCACCUCCUCCCAACCAAGGAGGUCUAUUGGAUGUCCCUUUAUUGUGGACCAGGACAGUCAUCCAUCAGACACACUCUAUUGAUAUUCAGCAUAUCCUUUUUAAUCUCCAAAGUAAUGCACCAGCUAUGCAUCAUUGUUGCAAAUAGAAUGUGAUGCUUGGAGUGCGCAGGGCUGUUUUUCCCCCGGACACACGACGGCUUAAUGUGUUUUGGCGAAAGUGAUGAUUAAAGUCACUCGGCAGUAAGUGGGGGCGGGGGGAGUGGGUAUAGGCAGGCCAGAGAGAUAGAGAGAUAACGGGGGGGAAAAGGAGAAAUGCAAAUAUUAUCACUACUAUGCCCCCUUCCUCUCCAUUCUGUCAAUUUAUAAAGCUUUCCCUGUAAUGAAAUAAGAAACGAUCCAACACUACCGCACAUCCUGUGCACAUCCUCUCUCCUGGUUUACCUCGGCCGAGCUACUCUGUGGCACUGGCUUGGCUACGUCUUCAUUAUCUACGCUAGGUGAUCAGUGAUGAUUGAUCAGAAUUGAAUCUUUAACUGUGUUCAUUUUAACGAAUGAAAGCUUGCCUCUAACUUGACUAAGUAACUGUUUGAUGGGAGCGCUACCUCAAGGUUGCAGAGGUCAUAACUUUACAGAACGACAAUUCCACCAUCUUCCAGAGCUUUUGUGUCCUAUCCUACACUAGUGAACUGCAUGCUGAUUAAUUCAGUCAGUGAAGCCAAAAAUGGGUGCUAUCUUCUCCUUGCAGACUUCCUCUAUCUCAUAUCAUAUGUCCUUAUCCGGUGAUCUCCAGACUCGAGUAAUUAAGUGCAAGGGUGUAUUUUCUCAUUCUGAAUGUAAUGUUCAAAACACUUCAAGGAUUCAUAGGAAAAGAUUCUAAUGGGCUGUGUGGCGUAAGGAUGCUCGAUAACUUCCGCCGAUCGUAGAGUCAGUCCCUCCAGAAAAUCGCUGAAUUCAAUGCAAAAUC